Messenger RNA from Babesia bovis T2Bo, 1693 nucleotides. Its product is annotated as Cytidylyltransferase family protein. Gene Ontology annotation, biological process: CDP-choline pathway. Gene Ontology annotation, molecular function: phosphatidylcholine binding; choline-phosphate cytidylyltransferase activity. The record is from RefSeq and is a predicted model, not a curated record. The coding region runs from base 41 to 1681 and encodes 546 amino acids. The transcript has 6 exons. Lineage: Eukaryota; Apicomplexa; Aconoidasida; Piroplasmida; Babesiidae.
UGUUAUUCGUGGUCAUCCCUUUGGUCUAACUGUCGUCACCAUGGAAGAUGAUAAGACGUAUACCGUCUAUUCCGACGGUGUCUUUGAUAUGCCUCAUCUGGGUCAUAUGCGCCAGCUUGAGCAGGCCAAAAAGAUGUUUCCAAAGUGCAUCCUUAAGGUCGGCGUGACUGACGAUGAAGAGACUUUACAAUUGAAAGGGCAGACUGUGAACACGAUGGCAGAGCGUGCUGAAUUCUUACGUCACGUUCGUUGGGUGGACGAGGUGAUAGCUCCAUGUCCCUGGAUCGUAACUAAGCAGUUCAUGACCAAGCACGGUAUAGACUUUGUUGCUCAUGAUGACAUUCCGUAUUCCACGAGCCAAAAGGCCACCAAGGGCAUCAAUGAAGCUAGUGAUAACGAUAUCUACGGCUGGUUAAAGGAGGAAGGCCGUUUCAAGGCAACUCGUCGUACGGCUGGUGUUUGUACCACUGACCUUGUAGUGCGUAUACUACAGCACUAUGAAGACUACAUCGAGAAAUCGAUUAAUACUGGCGUCAACCCCAAGGACCUUAACAUUGGUACUACCAUGGCCAAUUCAAUCCGUGUUAAGAAGAAGAUUAACAAGUGGGUCAGGCAGAUAACGGACCAGAUUACCUCCACUGACGUAUCACUUGGUAAUAAACUCGAGGGCAAAAUAGAGGAAAUUCGUGCGGGUAUAGCUACUUCCCUGGAACAGUGGAUAGAGCGUUAUAUACAUGCACUACGUGACUUUGCUGGUGAUGAAAACGGUGCUGACAGUGAGAGCAGCGGUAGCGAUACCCCGCCAGCUGAGGAGGUGUUUGAGGACGUCAACAGUGCCAAGGACCAUGCCUCGAUAGACGAGUUCGUGGAUAUAACGCCCACGAGAUCUACUAUUUGUAGUUAUGUUGACGACUUCGUUGACGCCGGCGGCUCUUGUAACACCUCUGAGUCCCUGGGGGCGGCAUCCGCCACUGAUGACUACGACACUCGCGAGGACAUCUUUGUCUACACAGCGGGUGUAUUCGACCUGUUACACUACGGUCACGCACGACACUUUGAGCAGAUAAAGAAGUGCUUCAAUAAGGUACAUCUCAUAGUUGGCGUGGUGUCGGAUGACGUGGCUCUUAAGUUAAAGGGUCGUGUAAUGCAGCCGUGCAGGGACCGUGCAGCGGCGUUGUAUCACAUCAGAUGGGUUGACGACAUCCUGGAAUGCCCGCCACACCCGAUAACCAAAACGUUCCUCCGGAAACACCGCAUUGACUAUGUCAUAUCGUCGCCUAAUGUAGAGUGUGAUGCGGAUGCCACCCGUUGGCUCAAGGACAAUGGCCGCAUAGUUGCCUUGCAACGUACCCCUGGUAUAAGCACCUCCAAUAUAAUGAUGCGCAUAUUGCGCAACUACGAAACCUAUAUCAAGCGCUCACUUGAGCGCGGUGUAGGUCGUGAGGACCUUAAGAUUGGUUUCACCACGGCGAAUUCCAUCAAGCUCAAGAGCUCGAUAGAAAACUGGCAGAAGAAAUUUACCCAGGAGGUGCACAAGGCAACCUUGACGGACCACCCAGUGGGACAUGAAUUUGACCGUCUAAUUGAUAAAAUAGUGGAAGUAGUUGACGGUUGGCGCAAGGACUCCAAGGUAAUGAUCGAAAACUUUAUAAACCACGUAAUGUGGCCAGUUUCGCAAUAACUAUGUAAUUAA